UCUCGGAACAUCCCCGGUGGUCUUAGCACACAGCUUCACGCAGGUGACAUACAAAUCAGGAGCGUAGUCGCUCGAAUGCACCCAAUUCACCCUUCAAUGAUUGGCUGCAGCGUACUUGUUUGCUCAUCACAGGGAGUCCUGACAUCCUCACCAUGAUCCUCGGUUCCGAUGGCUUGUCCACGAUCUUCCCAAGCGCCAACCGCAGCGGGCCGGCGGACAGGGCCGUCACCGGGUAUAUAUACGAUGGUUCCGAGUGCAAGCCUUAUGUACCAAAGCGGUUGGUUGAUGUGAUGGCCAGACUUGAGCUCCAAACGAGCAGUCGCAAGAGAUACGGGGCAAUCUGGGCGACGUGGUUAUUCCUUUACUGGUUGAUACGAGGGCCGGAGGGGCUGAAUUACGACCAACCGACCGUAUCCCUUGCUAUGGACGCUUGAUCUUCCGCUAAUGGCAAAAAGCCGUUCGUACUUGUGACGAUGUCUUGCAUGUCAUGGCCUCAGAUCGCUCAAAGAACCAACGACAUGCACCGAUCUCCACUGGACACUCGAAUCUGAGAACGUAGCUUGACAUUUCGGGAAGCUGAUUCAACCCCCACGUACCAAACAAAUGUUUGUCUUGUACAGCUGCAGGUGUUGACCACUGUUUUGUAAGACGCGAUGUGCUUCGCUUGCAGUGAAUCAUACUAUGCCGCCUGGGCUGUCUUCUUGCAACGUACUAUCAAU
Messenger RNA from Neurospora hispaniola, 719 nucleotides. RefSeq lists its product as uncharacterized. The transcript has a single exon. The record is from RefSeq and is a predicted model, not a curated record. Lineage: Eukaryota; Fungi; Ascomycota; Sordariomycetes; Sordariales; Sordariaceae. The coding region runs from base 153 to 434 and encodes 93 amino acids.